AUGACGGCUGGACAAACAAAUGGAAAUAAACCGACGCGAUUAAAUGGUUUACUUUACGAGAUGGCAGCGCAUAUACUUCAUCAACUGUAUACGUGUCACCGUCAUGAUGGCCUCCCAGCUAUGAGAUGGCCCGAGCAUCUGCCGUUUCUUGCUAGCGAUGAGCUAGUUCAGGCCAUUAAUCAACUUUUUCACAUGGUUCAACUAGAAGAGCACGCGAUCUACAUUGCUCUCUUCUUUGCUCGAAUGUUAGCACAAAUGAAUGCAUUGACUAAGGCUGAUUUCGGCUCAGUAACUCGCUUUAUUACGAUUGCUGUUAUUUUCGCCCAGAAGUACUUGGACGAUUAUAUGUGGGAAAACAAAGCUUGGGCUUUAUUGAUGGGUAUUCCCAAAGACGAGCUAAAUAAACUCGAACUGAAAAUUGUACUCGAUAAGGAAUUCAAAUUGUACAUCAGAGUCCAAGAAUACGAGCACUGGUUGAAACAAUUACGACACUACGUUCCUCUGUUACAUGCAUACAAGGGUCUGUCCGAGUGUGGACCUCCGUCACCAACCGAGACAUCACGAAUAUUUUCGACUUUGGAAUGUCGAUUUACUGCAUCCACAAAGAGUAACAAGAUGAUGUGUGUCGGAUCAGAGUCUACCAUAGCUCAAAGUCAAAAUUCUAAUGUAUGCAUUACGGUCGUGCGGCCAUACGCGACAAUCUCCAGCUUUAAAUUGUUGAGAGAUGAUGUAGAGAAGAAAAAAAAGGAACAGGUGUAUGUGGUUAGUACAGAACGUCGUUGUAUUCCAAUGGCUAUUUCCGAUGACUUACGUCGUAUCUGGGAUGUAACAUAUUAA
This is a messenger RNA of Paraglomus occultum, 837 nucleotides long. Lineage: Eukaryota; Fungi; Glomeromycota; Glomeromycetes; Paraglomerales; Paraglomeraceae. The record is from the annotation of a GenBank genome assembly.